AUGUCCUGGUUUCAGGAAUUCCCGCGUCAUCCCUUCUCGCCUUAUUCUUCACAACCACAACAGCCCAAAGUACGUGCUUGUUUCCGCACCAUUUCACGCUCCUCUGCGCCGUUCUACGCUCCCUCGCGCUAUUUCAACCUCCUCACCUACGCAGUCUUUCUGACCUCCUUCCCACGGGGUCCGUCGUACCUUCAGCUUUUUCCACCCCACUCCCCCCCCUCUCUCCAGCUCUUCCGGUUUGCCUCUGACUGGGAGAGCAUUGCACCGACUGUCUACUCGGUGAACAGCUGCCAGCCUGGCACCAACCUCCACCUGCCAUCUCUCGCCCGCCAGAAGGCCUACCUGUGGCCGGCAGAGAUGGAGUGGUGGAUCGUAGCAGAAGAGGAGAUGGCAGCGGCUCCUUUCCUCCUCCUUUUGGGGACCCUGUGGGUGACUCCUCUCUUCCAACAACCGAUUCCCUGUGCCUCCCCUCCCUUUCCCACCUCAACCCCCACUCCUCUCCAGCUGUUCUGGUUUCGCACUGAAUGGGAGAGCACAGCACCGACUGUAUAUUCUGUAAACAGCUGCCAGCCUGGCACCAACAUCGACUUGCCGUCGCUGGCCCGCCAGAAGGCGUACCUGUGGCCGGCAGAGAUGGAGUGGUGGAUCGUAGCGGAAGGGAGGAUGGCGGCGGCUCACAGGGACCCUGUGGGGGACGCCUCUCUUCCACCCCGAUUUCCCGCACCGAAAUACGGGGCUGAGUUUGCAAGCGAUGGAGUGGUGUAUGGCGGGGCGUACGUCAGCGAGUUACGGUUCAGCUCUCGUGUGGAGCUCAGCUAUACAAUCACGCUCGUCGGGCCCUCGACCAACCCAGUGGCAUUAGAACUUCAAUUUCUACAAAGCAUCUCGAAGGAUCGGAUUUUGGAUUGUUAUACGAGGGAGAGGUUUCUGGAGUGGUUUUUAGGAGUCUAA
This is a messenger RNA of Closterium sp. NIES-65, 951 nucleotides long. Lineage: Eukaryota; Viridiplantae; Streptophyta; Zygnematophyceae; Desmidiales; Closteriaceae. The record is from the annotation of a GenBank genome assembly.